AUGUUCUCCCCAGCCCUCAUCACAACUCUCCUCGCCACCACCAUCACAGCAGCAGCAACAACAUCUCCCCACACUCUCAAUGUAACUGUCAUCGCCGCCCAAAACAACCAUUCAACCCUUGAAUGCUGGGCCCUUGAGCCCGGGUUCACCCCAUCCACCCAAUCCGGCACUGCAGGAGACCCCGUCCUCUCCCUAGGUGCAGGAACACGCAAUAUGUCCUACAUGAUCAUCCCCGCGCACACAGAUGGAGGCAGACAUAACGCCCCGACCAUACAGUGGGUGACUUUUUUAUCGGGGUUAGCGCAUAUUACACUUUCGCAUUCGGACGACGAAGCGUGGAUUCCUGGUGGGAAACACGGGACUAUUUUGGCCAUCGAUACCGCGGAUGUCAGUGCUGAGGGCCAUAACACGGAAUAUCCUUCUGAGGAGGCUACGGUUACUUUGGCGUUGCCUGUUGAGAGGGUUCCGCGGCAUCGGGUUUUGUAUGGGGGUGCUUGCGUGGAGAGUGAGAUGGAUUAUUGA
Molecule: messenger RNA, 522 nt
Organism: Aspergillus alliaceus
Lineage: Eukaryota; Fungi; Ascomycota; Eurotiomycetes; Eurotiales; Aspergillaceae
Exons: 2
Coding region: 1-522 (173 amino acids)
Source: RefSeq, a predicted model, not a curated record